AUGCUGCUGGGCAGGAAGCCCGAGGCGCCCCUCAGCGCAGGCAGGUUUGCAGAUGGAUUAUAUGACUCCUAUAUGAGGAUAGAUCAGGUUAGGUACCAAGAGUCUACAAAUGAAGAGCAGAGCCCCUCAGGACUUCCUUCCUUUGGAAGAUCUAAUGUUAAUAGCCACAAGCUUGCAAUGAAGGAUCACCCUCUGACUGGAAGUCAGGUCAAAGUUGAGCAAUUAUUUGAGGACUCUGGCAACAGAAGAAGUAGCACUCUUCAGUCUGCAGGAAUUAACAGUGCCGAAAGAGCUCUUCCAUCCCUGACAAAAGAGAAAAAUGCAGACAGCUUAAGCACUUCUAAAUGUGCUAGUAGUUCCUUAAAAGUGCACAAAGCCAUUUCCCAAGCUCCAGAACAAGCUGUCAAACAGUACAAACAUCAGUUGUCUGCUUAUGAGCAGCAAGAGAUAUUUAAUUUUUCUGAAAUUUAUUUUGUGGGUCCAGCUGCAAAAAAGAGGCAAGGAGUUAUAGGUGGCCCCAACAACGGAGGUUAUGACGAUGAUCAGGGUAGCUAUAUUCAUGUGCCCCAUGACCAUCUUGCUUACCGCUAUGAAGUCCUCAAAAUCAUUGGAAAAGGCAGUUUUGGACAAGUUGCUAAGGUCUACGAUCAUAAACUCCACCAGCACUUAGCCCUAAAGAUGGUUCGCAAUGAAAAGAGAUUCCAUCGCCAAGCAGCAGAAGAAAUCCGGAUUUUGGAGCAUCUGAAGAAGCAGGAUAAAACUGGCAGUAUGAAUGUGAUUCACAUGCUGGAAAGCUUCACUUUUCGCAACCACAUCUGCAUGACCUUUGAGCUCCUGAGCAUGAAUCUGUACGAGCUAAUUAAAAGGAAUAAGUUCCAGGGGUUCAGCAUCCAGCUGGUGCGUAAAUUUGCCCACUCCAUAUUGCAGUGCUUGGAUGCUCUCUAUAGGAACAAAAUCAUCCACUGUGACCUGAAGCCAGAAAAUAUCCUCCUAAAGCAGCAAGGGAGGAGUGGAAUCAAGGUCAUAGAUUUUGGGUCCAGCUGUUUUGAGCACCAAAGAGUCUACACGUACAUUCAGUCCCGCUUUUAUCGGGCCCCCGAGGUCAUCCUGGGAAGCCGCUAUGGGAUGCCCAUAGACAUGUGGAGUUUUGGCUGCAUUCUGGUGGAACUAUUGACUGGAUACCCUCUUUUUCCCGGCGAGGACGAGGGAGACCAAUUGGCCUGUAUGAUGGAGCUGCUUGGAAUGCCACCGCAGAAGCUCUUGGAUCAAUCCAAGCGAGCCAAGAACUUCAUCAACUCCAAGGGCCAUCCUCGCUACUGCACUGUGACCAUGCACGCGGAUGGCAGAGUGACCCUGAACGGGAGCCGCUCGCGCCGGGGCAAACUCCGCGGGGCUCCGGGGAACAAAGACUGGGUGACAGCCCUGAAGGGCUGCGACGACCCCUUGUUCAUAGAAUUCCUAAAGGAAUGCCUCAGCUGGGAUCCUGCCGUGCGCAUGACUCCGAGCCAGGCUUUAAGGCACCCUUGGAUUUGCAAACGAGCACCCAAACCACCCAGCACUGAGAAAAGCUCCAGUAAACGGACAUCUAACUACCCAGGCCCCUUCCCGGGAAUAGGUUCCAAGUUGCCGCCGGUGGUUGGAGUAGCCAACAAGCUGAGGGCUAAUUUAACAGCCGACUCCAACGGCGGGAUACCUCUAUGUACAGUGCUACCAAAACUGGUUAGUUAAUAGAGGAUU
Molecule: messenger RNA, 1737 nt
Organism: Nothoprocta perdicaria
Lineage: Eukaryota; Metazoa; Chordata; Aves; Tinamiformes; Tinamidae
Gene: DYRK3
Product: dual specificity tyrosine phosphorylation regulated kinase 3
Exons: 3
Coding region: 1-1728 (575 amino acids)
Biological process (GO): positive regulation of cell cycle G2/M phase transition; cytoplasmic stress granule disassembly; peptidyl-threonine phosphorylation
Cellular component (GO): nucleus
Molecular function (GO): ATP binding; protein serine/threonine kinase activity; protein serine/threonine/tyrosine kinase activity
Source: RefSeq, a predicted model, not a curated record